AUGAAGAUGUCAAACUCCACCAAAGAUCCAAAACAAAAGAACAGUCGAGAGAAAGAUACAGCAGCUAAUGUAGACGAGGAGGGUUUUUCCGAAGAGCAGGCAGCGCUUGACUCCGAUGCAAUUCACCUUAUCAGUAAAGCAUUUGGCGGGCCCAUGGCUCGGUUACAGAUAAGAGAAUCUCGACGACUAUCUCAACGACUGACAACAGAAACGUCGAGUGAACAUUCCGAUUAUGCCAAAGGAGAAAGGUCGCCCAGGAGCGCCCCACGAGCUCUAUUGUAUGGUCGUUUGGAUCAUUACAAUCGGAUAGGUCAAAACUGGAGGUUGGUUGUAGAGAAUGUAAGGGUUACGAAGAGGAAACAAUUGCUGCGAGAGAGAACAAAACGAAAGCGAUGUUCUUUGUGGCGUGCCGCUUCAAUACCUCCUGUUGGAUGUCGCGACGAAAGAAAUCAAGAGUGCAAUGAAGGAAGAAACUUAGUAUUCCAUGAAUGUGAAGAAAUUCAAAUUCUCGGAUACGAUGACCUCUAG
Molecule: messenger RNA, 528 nt
Organism: Cylindrotheca closterium
Lineage: Eukaryota; Bacillariophyta; Bacillariophyceae; Bacillariales; Bacillariaceae
Source: the annotation of a GenBank genome assembly